Molecule: messenger RNA, 3116 nt
Organism: Salarias fasciatus (jewelled blenny)
Lineage: Eukaryota; Metazoa; Chordata; Actinopteri; Blenniiformes; Blenniidae
Gene: golga1
Product: golgin A1
Exons: 24
Coding region: 345-2882 (845 amino acids)
Cellular component (GO): Golgi apparatus
Source: RefSeq, a predicted model, not a curated record
ACGGGCGAGCAGCAGCUGAGCUGCGGCGCUUAGCUUGUCAGACGAGACCGAAGCGGAGAGUUCACGUUUCACCGCGGACUGAUACGACUAUUACCGUUCCCCGAGGUCCUGAAGCGCUCACAUACUGUCAGAGAAGCAAACCGGAGGGGAUAAUUAUCCGAGGGGAAUACGAUGUAGCAGAAUGGAAACACGAGCACCAACCUGUGGCCAGCGGCACUGCGUCAGGACACGGCUUCUCUCCAGCCCUCGGAGCAAGUAGCCGUGAACGCCAAUGCGUCCCGUGAAGCCGCCUGCUCUCCACCCAUCGCCAAUCGCACCUGAGAAGAGACGCUGAGAGGAACAACAUGUUUGCUAAGCUGAAGAAGAAGAUUGCAGAGGAGGCUGCCACGGCACCGCGGAGCGGCGUCCGGAUACCUCGCACCAUCAGCAAGGAGUCCAUCACCUCGAUGGGGGCAGACUCGGGGGACGACUUCGCGUCUGAUGGCAGCAGCUCCAGGGACGAUCUGCCCGCCCAGCUCCUCAGGAGAAAUGAUCAGAUCCGGAAACUGGAGGCUAAAUUGUCAGACUACGCUGAGCAGCUACGCAUUAUGCAGAAGACCAAGGAGAAGCUUGAAAUUGCGUUAGAAAAGCAUCAGGAUUCAUCCAUCAAGAAGCUGCAGGAGCAGAAUGAUUCUCAUCAGGCCAGCAGAGCCAAACUGGCGGAGGGGAUGGCUCUGGCUCUGGAGAAGAAGGACCAGGAGUGGAUGGAGAAGAUGGCCAGUGUAGAAAAGGAGAAGGCCGCCCUGUCGGGCCGGAUAGAGGAGAUGAUGGAGCAAAGCUUAGCGCUCUUCCAGAAAAGAGACGACCUGGAUGAGCUGGAGGGCUUUCAGCAGCAGGAGCUGGCUAAAGUUAAGCACAUGCUGCUGAGGAAGGAGGAGCUGCUGAGCCAGCGGGAGCAGGAGCUGCAGCAGAAGGAGGCCGAGGUCCAGUCGGCGAAACGCAGCCUGUCCGAGGCUCGGGGGAGACUCCAGGCUCUGGAGCGGCAGCACGAGGACAGCCAGAGACUCAACUCCGAGUUUGAGAUAGAGAGAGAGGAGCUGCUGCUGCUCCGAGAGGAGGCCGACAAGAAGAUCAGCGAGCUGGAGGCACGAUGCCAAGACCUGCAGUCCGUCAUCCAGCAGGUCUCUGAAGACUUCCAGAAGUCCCAGAGCAUGGUGUCGGCUCUGGAGAAGUCCCUCCACGAUCUGCAGAGUGAGCACGACGCCCUGAAGCUGCAGCAGCAGAAGGCUGCCGUGACGGAGGAGGAGAAGGAGCGCUCGUUGGCCGACCUCCAGAAGAAAGUAACCUCGUUAGAACGGCGACUGCAGGGGAACCUGAGCCAGGACGAGCACCUGCAGGAGCUUCUGCAGGAGAAGUCCAGCCUGGAGCAGAGUCUGGAAGAAUCCAGAGCGGAGCUUCUGGCUGUUCGGACCAACCACGCUGACACGGUCAGCUCUCUGGAAGCUCAGGUUUCCAGGAUGAGCUGCAGCAUCACGGAGCUGCAGACUCUCCUCAGACACAAAGACGACUCGUCUCGGGCCUACAGAGAGAGAACAGACACACAGAUCGCGGACCUGGAGCGGCAGGUGUCGGAGAGCGGCGAGAGGCUGAAGAGCGCCGAGCAGCAGCUCACAGAGAAACAGCAGCAGCUGGAAAAACUGCAGGGAGAGUGGAGCGCAGAAAAAGCCUUCCUGGAUCAGCAGCUGUGUUUGUUGGAGCAGCAGAGUCAGGAAAAGGCCGGCCGGCUGGAGGACAGCAUCGGCUCUUUAGAGACAGAGAAACGGACGCUGGCGGACAGAGUGGCUGAUCUGGAGAAGCAGGCGGUGGAGACGAACCGCAGCCUGCAGCAGCGAACCGAGGAGCUGGAGCAGUGCAGGGCGGAGCUGAGCAGCCGGCAGACGGUGAGCACGGAGAUCGCCAAAGCUCUCGAGGAGAGCCGGCGACAGAAGGAGGAGCUGCAAAUGCAGAUGGGAGAGAUGACCACGUCUCUGCAGGCAUCAUAUCUCGAUCUGUCCACCACCAGAGAGACGCUAACGCAGAGGGAGGAGGACGUCAGAACACUGCAAGAUGAGGUGCAGACUCGGCAGGCGUCCCUGCUGCAGCUGCAGGAGGAGGCCGAGCGGCUGCGAGCGCAGCUGGAGCAGACGGAGCAGGACAAAGAGACGCAGCUGCGCCAGCUGCAGGAGGAGCUGCUCAGCCAGACGCAGCAGCUGGACGGCUACCAGGCCCGGAUCUCCUACCUGGAGGUGGAGGUGGAGACGCUGACGGAGCAGCUGCACAGUCCUGAAGUGUGUGAGGAGGAUCAGAACGGCAGCGUGACGGUGGACGACCUGGAUCACAUCCAGAAGGUCAACCGAGAGCUGGAGCAGCAGCUGAGCGACAAGAACAGGACCAUCAAACAGCUGCAGCAGAGACUGGCGGAGCUGAAGAGGACUCUGCAGAAGGAGCUGAAACUGAAGCCCGAGCCAGAGGCUGAAGGGAAGGAGAAGCUCCAGGAGAGCCGAGCAGAGAAGGCAGAGCGGGUUUGUCCGGAGCCCCCGGCGCCGCUGCCGCCGCCGCCGCCGGCGUCCAGCCCGAGUCCCCCGACCUCCAACACCACCGUCACCAACACCUCCGACCUCAACGACUCGCGGGAGAUCAACUUCGAGUACCUGAAACACGUGGUGCUGAAGUUCAUGUCCUGCAGGGAGGCGGAGGCGUUCCAGCUCAUCCGAGCCGUUUCCGUCCUGCUGAACUUCACUCGAGAGGAGGAGGACAUGCUGAAGCAGACUCUGGAGUACAAGAUGUCCUGGUUUGGAUCCAAACCUUCUCCGAAGGGCAUCAUCCGGCCUUCCAUCUCAGGCACGCCGUCUCACUGGAGCUGAUGAGCAGCAGACGAGGAAACGCCCACCACUGACUCUAAACACACACACACACACACACACACACACUAGUGUGGCUGCAAAUCGACCGAACGCUCUCGUCUCGCUGAGGCACAUCACCUUUUAUCAAUCGUCUUGUUUUUCUUGUUUUCUACUGGAAAAAAAAAAAAAACAAAGGAAAGGAGUUAGCAUGUGAGUGUGGGAGACAACAUAUCUGUUAUUUACGAGCCUCCUCCA